CAUAAGAAAUCAAGAACACAAAGAGGAGAGUUUACCUCCAAAAAAAGAUGGCCCCGGCUUCGAUCGCAGCCACCAUGGCGCUCCUCGUCUUGGUCAUGCUCUCCGCCUCUCAUAUUGCUUCCUCAUUUCGUCCUAGUCUUGGUGUGUGCCACGCCAGUGGCUACCUUCCUGGGAAAGCUGGACACUGCGAGAAGAGCAAUGACCCAGACUGCUGCAAGGAUGGCAAACGGUAUCCACAGUACCGCUGCUCGCCUCCGGUCACUGCUGCCACCAAAGCUGUCUUAACGCUCAACAGCUUUGAGAAGGGUAAGGACGGUGGCGGUCCGUCUGAGUGUGACAACGCCUACCACAGCGACAAGGAGAUGGUCGUCGCACUGUCCACAGGUUGGUUUGAGAAUAUGCACAGGUGCGGCCACCGCAUCAAGAUCAGCGCCAACGGCAAGUCCGUCUAUGCUAAGGUGGUGGACGAAUGCGACUCCGUGUAUGGAUGUGACGAAGACCACAACUAUGAGCCGCCAUGCGAUAACAACAUUGUUGAUGCCUCUCCGGCGGUGUGGAACGCCCUGGGUCUUGACCAGAAUGUCGGUAUGGAGGGUAUCACCUGGUCUGAUGAGUAAAUAGCUUGGUAUAUACGUGGGUUGGAACCUUGCGGAUAUGUGUUGGCUCAUAUGGGAUUCAUACAUGUAUUGGUGUAUUAGGGUUUAUGUGGUUUGUAUGGCAGUAGAAAUUUGAUUAUUGUACAUUAAUUUAUAUAACAUUUAGUACUAUUAUUGAGUGAAAAAAUA
Messenger RNA from Brachypodium distachyon (stiff brome), 785 nucleotides. Its product is annotated as putative ripening-related protein 5. The transcript has a single exon. Bases 48 to 617 code for a protein of 189 amino acids. Lineage: Eukaryota; Viridiplantae; Streptophyta; Magnoliopsida; Poales; Poaceae. The record is from RefSeq and is a predicted model, not a curated record.